Messenger RNA from Boeremia exigua, 2319 nucleotides. RefSeq lists its product as uncharacterized. The transcript has 5 exons. Gene Ontology annotation, cellular component: nucleus. The coding region runs from base 179 to 2149 and encodes 656 amino acids. Lineage: Eukaryota; Fungi; Ascomycota; Dothideomycetes; Pleosporales; Didymellaceae. The record is from RefSeq and is a predicted model, not a curated record. Gene Ontology annotation, molecular function: RNA binding; metal ion binding. Gene Ontology annotation, biological process: mRNA processing.
CUCAAAUGAUGAUGGUGAUUUCUAAAACUAAGUAAAUGCUUUGACACACGCGGGGCUGUCAUGUGAGUGCGGGUCAAGCUCUGACGUUUUACGCGCGACGCGUUGAGCUGCGGCAGUCUAACUCCAACUCAACCUGCGUGAGCGUAACUUUACCUCGACGCAUGCGAGCCACGCGAGCAUGUUGCUGCCGGAAGAAGAUGCGGAUGUGUUCAAGCGCUGGGUGCUGCCCAAGCUGGAGACGAUCUCUGACGCCGACGCAGAGGUGCUCGCCGACUACGUGGUCGCGCUGGUCACGACCAAGGACACAGAUGCGAGCAUCCGGCGCAACUGUCUAGAAAGCCUGUCGGACUUCUUGCAGGACAACACGGCGCCCUUUGUCGACGAAGUCAUCCGCACCCUGAAGAGCAAGGGCUAUGCCCCGGGCACGAGCACGAGCGCGAGCGCGAGCGCCAGCGCGACAGCGCCAAUUCCGUCGAUAGUCGGGACCUCGACCGCCGAGUACCUCCCCCACCCGCACGCCUCGACGGCGCCCCUUCAUGCGCCCAAAGGCCCGGCUGCGAGCCGUCACCGUCUGCCCGACCGCCCGACCGGAGCCUCCGCGCAGCCAGCGUCGCGGAAGCGCAAGCAGAACGAGCGGGACGCAAGCCAGGCGCGCGACAAUGGCGACCGGCCGGCCAAGCAGACGGCGCGCAGAGGCAAGAAUGGCCGCGGCCUGAACGCCCACGCGCCCGCCUUUGCGCCCAUGCCCCCGUUCAACCCAGGCUUCGGCGACGUCCCCCCCUUCGACCCCGGGAACCCCAUGGCCUUUCUCGCCAUGGCCGCUGCCUUUGGCGUCAACCUGCCCGGCAUGCCCGGCCUGUCCUCCCUCGACGCCCACGGCGCCCCCAUCCGCUGCGCCGACUACGACACCAAAGGCUACUGCGCCGCCGGGUCGCUGUGUCCGUACUCGCACGGCCUAGACUACGAAGUCGACGGCCCCGCGCCCGCCCACGCCCGCCCCGACGCCCCGUCCUCCACCCUCGUCCUCGACAACAUCCCCGCAGCCCACUUCUCCGAGCCCGCCAUCCGCGCCUUCUUCGCGCCCUUCGGCGCCCUCACAAGCAUCACCCUACACCCCCCGCGCCUCGCCCUCCUCUCCUACGCAGACCCCGACGCCGCGCGCGCCGCCCACACCAGCCCGAAGCCCAUCUUCGACAACCGCUUCGUCACGCUGACCUACCCGCCGUCCACGGACCGCCCCGCCGACGCUGUCCCACAAGAGACGCCAGAAGAGGCCGCCACGCGCCUCGCCGCCGCACAAGCCGCGUUCGAGUCGCGCCGCGCCAAGUUCGAGGCCGCCGAAGCCGCCGCCGCGGAUAUCGAGCGCAAGCUGCAGCACACCAACGCCGAGAUCGCGCGCGUGCGGCGCCAGAUCGCGGGCGUGGCGGGUGCCGAGGACGCGGGCGACGAUCUCGCCGUGCUGCAGGCCGAGGCCGCCACGCUGUUCGCACAGCAGGACGCCGCGCACCAGGAUGCCGCGCACUGGCACGCUGCUGGGCCGGGAGCGGGGGCGGAUCGUGCGGCGGGUGGCGGCGUGUACGGCCGGCCCUAUGCGCGGCCCCGAGGCGCGUUUCGCGGGCGCGGCGGGCCGCGGACGGGGGUCCGGCGGUUGGACAACCGGCCCAGGGGGGUCGUGGUGAAGGGGGUCGAGGCGGGGAGUGCGAGGGACGAGGGGGUGAGGGUUGUGUUGCUGAACACCCCCGGCGUCGUGGCCACACACGUGCACCCCUCGCAGCCCGACGCGCUGGUCGUCGGCUUCGCAGAGCGGUACCAGGCCGAAGCUUUCAUCGACACAGCACACAACCACCCCUCCCUCGGCCCGCUGGACAUGGAAUGGGCGCCCAACGAGCUGUUCGCCGACGCACGCGGUGCACAUGCAUCCACGUCUCAAAGCACCGCUGCAGGUGCGGCCACAGACCAGACUGCAGGUGGGGUUACAGGCCGAGAUGGAAAGAGGGGGGCAGAUGGGCGCAGAGAUGGGAGUCCGGCGUCGUCGGCGGGGACGCUGGGUGCGGAUGCAGAGGCGGGUGGGGUGGGCGAGGCAGAUGGUGGGGUAGACGAUGCGGAUGUAGACAUGGACGUCGCCGAGGACGAGGACCGGUGGCUGUAGCGCUGGCGGAUGGAAGAUGGAGGUUGGAAUGGAGGGAGGGGCUGGCGUGACGUGGUGUAGACAAGGCAUAGUGCAUAGUAUAGAAGGGGGGCGAGGAGGUGUGUAUAGCAGUAUAGCAGUAGCAGUAUAGCAGUAGCAGUACAGCAGUGAAUGCUAGAGUCUGUUACAUC